Messenger RNA from Cotesia glomerata, 2052 nucleotides. RefSeq names its product putative gustatory receptor 28b. The coding region runs from base 147 to 1358 and encodes 403 amino acids. Lineage: Eukaryota; Metazoa; Arthropoda; Insecta; Hymenoptera; Braconidae. The transcript has 6 exons. Gene Ontology annotation, cellular component: neuronal cell body; dendrite; membrane. The record is from RefSeq and is a predicted model, not a curated record. Gene Ontology annotation, biological process: sensory perception of taste.
ACUAAUGAAUAAGUUAAUGGAAUAGCCCACUCCAGUUAUAUAUAGAAUUAUAAUCAUAAAAAAAAAAUAUAAAAGCAAGAGUAUUAAAUAAAAUGUAACAGUCGUGCGUUAUACGUCCAAAGAGCGUGUCCAUCAGUAUCAGUGUAAUGUUCGAGAGAAUCUUCAGACCAAGUAAUCUGACGGAAUCAAUGCUGCCAAUUUUGUUGUGCAAUUGGAUAUUUGGUAACCAAUUAAUCCAAUACCCUAACAGGAAUUUUAUAUUUUUGCAAAAAUUUCCGUACUUUAUAUUUAUAAUAUGUGUCUACGCUGUUUCUUGGAGCUUGUCUCUGGUGUACUUUUUAAGUGAAACGAUAGUGAGUUAUCAAGAAAACUUGUAUUGGAUCGUCACUGGUGUCAGCCUUUUGAUAUUUUGCAUAAACAUAAUUCUUGGAUUGCUUUUCAAAAAGAAAUCACAGAUGAUUUAUGACAGAAGUUUAAAAGUCGACAAAAAACUCGAAGAUUUGGGAGUUGCAGUAAAUUGCCAAAAAACUUUCACUUACUCAUUUAUUGUGACAAUUAUUUUCAUAAUUACCGCGUUGCUGCUUAAUCUAAUGACUGUUCUUUGGAGCGUUUCUUCUGACGAUGCAGUAGCUGAUACUUUUGCCAUAUUCGCGUUGAACCAUCCGAUUCACAUGAAUUACGUUUUCAGCUUGACGUUUUGCAUGUUGAUACGACACAUGCGGCUCAGGUUUCGGAAGAUCAACAAGGCACUUAGGAAAUUUAUAACACUGCAAAGUAAUGAUUCAAUAUUAAUUGAAAAUAAUGAAUCAAUAACAGAGAAUCGCAUUAUUUUGAACCAAACUUCAAGACGGCUAAAUCAUAGUCUUCAGACACUCAAAAAUAUUCACUUGGAGUUGACAUCACUUUGUGAAAAAAUCACUCACAUAUUCGGAGUUCAGUUGAUAAUGACCAUAGUUUCUUCAUUUGUAUUAAUUACAUCCUUAUCUUAUGACUUGUACCUGACGGCUCGCGACCCAAAAGUAAUUAAUUCUGACAAAAUUUAUGAAAGUUUUAUUCUUUCAAGCUGGAUGAUUGUUAACGUUAUUAACUUUCAAUUUAUUAAUUAUAUUGCUGCGAAAACGGUACAUGAGUGGAGUCAAACUGGAAGAAUAAUUCACAAUUUAAAAUCAAAGUCUCAAGACACCGACCUUUGUUUGACGAUUCAAAAAUUUUCUCUGCAAAUGUUACAAAAUCCAUUAAAAUUUUCCCCGUGCGGAUUUAUCGACCUGGGCUUCCCAUUUGUGCGAGACUUUUUUGGAACAAUAACAACAUAUCUAAUUAUUCUUAUCCAAAUGGCGCCAAAUCCAUAUAAUAAAUAAUAAAAUGAAGAUCACACUGAACAUACCAUACAUAUCAUGAAUAAUAUGCAUAGCAGUUUCAUUAUAAGUUAAAAUAGUAAUUACUAAAGUUGAUAAUCUACUGGGAACAUUUAUUAAUGAAUUAGUUGCAUCAAGUACAUGAACAUAAGAUAAAAUCAUAAUUACCGCUAAUGAAUUGCCCGCUUUUAGUUGCUGGUAUUAUAUUACACACAUUAAACAUUACAACGGAGUAAAAAUUUUCUCGAUGUUUGGAAUUAAGUACAAGCCAAAGAAUUUAACCGAGUCAUUGUUGCCGAUUUUGACAUUCAACUGGAUUUUUGGUCACCAAAUGAUCAGAUAUUCUGCAAGUGGUUUUAAUUUUGCCCAAAAAUUUUUAUAUUUAAUUUUCAUUAUAAGCAUUUAUGGCUCUAUUUUAACUUAUAUAGCAUUGUGGUACGGCUAUAAUGUUCACACGUUUAACAAUAAUGUUCGAAUAUACUUUUUAGUUGUUUUAGUUAAUUUUUUAAUACUGGUAGUUAAUAUAUUCUUCGGCCGAUUUUAUAGAAAUAGAGCGUGUGUAAUCAAUAAAAGAAGUUCAAAAAUAGACAAAAGUCUUGAAUAUUUGGGUGUUCCAGUUAACAGACAACAAAGUUAUAAUUAUUCAUUGAAACUAAUCGUCAUUUGGAUAAUAAGCGUUUUUUUACUUAACAUCAUC